Vanessa atalanta (red admiral) is the source of this 740-nucleotide messenger RNA. RefSeq lists its product as uncharacterized. The transcript has 2 exons. The coding region runs from base 35 to 412 and encodes 125 amino acids. The record is from RefSeq and is a predicted model, not a curated record. NCBI's taxonomy places the organism in Eukaryota, Metazoa, Arthropoda, Insecta, Lepidoptera, Nymphalidae.
CUGUUUUUGUACAGCGAUACAAAUUAUAAACACAAUGAAAAGUUAUAUAAUCAUGUUUUUAAUUGAGGUGCUACUAACAACAGCUUGUAGGAAACCGUCAACAACAAUAAAAAUUCAAAACUACAUCGACGAAGAUUUUACUUUUCGAAAAUCUCCAAGUUGCUUUUACGACUUCGAUGAAAGAGACAACUAUAAAUACACGGAGCCGUUAACAGAAAUAGAUUGCACGUGCCUUGUGAAAAAACUUCCAGAUGUUAAAUGUACUUGCAAAUGCAUCGAAAAACCAAUAUCGAAAUGCGUUCCGAUCAGCGUUCCUCAGCGUUGCACUGGAACUAAGAACAGUGGAACUCAUUGCGGAACCUCUGCAUCUCGAUUCGAUGUUUUUAUUCCUACUUCAGUUUGUAUGGUCUGAUGUUUUCGCUAUGGAUUCCGGUGUGGUGCAACAAAACCGUAUUUACUGAUAAGGUUUUAUCAUAAUCGUAAAUGUUGUAAGUACUCUGUUUACAGUUAGUGGGAAAUGUUUUUCAAUAUACGUGAUUUCCGAUUACCUAAUACUAGAAAAUGACUCUUUGUAAAUAUUUGAGCUGUUAAUUCUUAUAUGACAAAUAUCCACUUAAAAGUCUUUAAAACAGUUCAAGGAGUUUCUUUGAAUAGAAAAUGACAGUUUUAAUCAUAAAUAGGAUUAUACUUUAUAAUUAAGUUAUUUCAGAUAGUAUUUAAAUUCUGCAUUUAUUGUUUAA